This is a messenger RNA of Brassica napus (rape), 1310 nucleotides long. RefSeq names its product myb family transcription factor PHL8. The transcript is spliced from 6 exons. NCBI's taxonomy places the organism in Eukaryota, Viridiplantae, Streptophyta, Magnoliopsida, Brassicales, Brassicaceae. Gene Ontology annotation, molecular function: DNA-binding transcription factor activity; DNA binding. Bases 213 to 1211 code for a protein of 332 amino acids. The record is from RefSeq and is a predicted model, not a curated record.
AACAGAACCCCACUCAUGUUUCCUGAUAUGGAGUGAGAGAAGAAAGAUAGAGGACAACAUCAACCACUCCAAAGAUUUAUAUAUACAUAUAAAUCUCCAUAUCUUUGCAACCAAACCCAACAAUCUUUGAAAACAAAUAAGUGAACAACCCUUUCGUUUUAUUUAUAUUUAUUGGGGUCGUUCUUGAUUGUUUACUAGAAGGAGAGAUUUGUAUGUGUUUAUUAAUGGAGAGCAACACUACUAAUGGUAAUAAUCAGAAGACAAAGAUGAGUCUUGUGUUGUCAACAGAUGCUAAGCCCAGAUUGAAAUGGACAUGUGAGCUUCAUCACAGAUUCAUUGAAGCCGUUAAUCAACUCGGUGGACCAAACAAGGCAACACCUAAGGGUUUGAUGAAGGCUAUGGAGAUUCCUGGGCUCACUUUAUAUCAUCUAAAGAGCCAUUUACAAAAAUAUCGACUAGGAAAGAGCCUGAAGUUUGAUGAUAACAAUCUUGAAGCAGAUUCCUCUGCUUCAGAAACCCAAGAAGCUGAGAGUAAAAACGUCUCUACAGAUUUCAGAGGCAGUGUCAACGUAGAAAACAACAAUCCAGCUAACGAAGGCGUGCAGAUCACGGAAGCUUUACAGCUGCAGAUGGAAGUUCAAAAGAAACUUCAUGAACAAAUCGAAGUUCAGAGGCAUUUACAAGUGAAGAUUGAGGCACAAGGCAAGUAUUUACAGUCAGUUUUACUGAAAGCUCAACACACUCUUGCUGGCUACACAUCUUCCACUCUUGGCAUGGACUUUGCGAGAACCGAACUCUCUAGACUAGCUUCAAUGGUGAAUCAGAGUUCUUCGUUCUCGGAGCUAACACAAGUGGAAGAAUACAAAGAAGAAGGAUUCUUGUGGUGCAAGAAACAAGAAAACAGAGGAACUACACAUCCAAGACGUUCAGUUGAGAGCUCGUUGACAUCUUCAGAGAGCUCAGAGACAAAUCUGAACAAAAAUAACGACGAGAGAAUGUCAGUGGAGCUUCCGUUGAUGGAGAUCAAAUCAGAAAAGCUGACGGAGAAGAAGAAGAGGAGCCUAAACGAUGUCGUUUGCAUGGAACGCCAGCCUCCAAAGAAGAGGAAUCUUGGAGCUUAUGAUGAUGAUGAUGAACACCUGAGGUUGAGUUUGAAUAGUUACAAGAAAGACAUGGGGACGUGUCCGAACAUAGGACUAGGGUUUAAUUGAAAAAAGUAAUCACUUUAAUAUUAUAAAUAUUUUUAAAAAGUCCUAUGUAUCUGCGUAGAUUUCCAUAUAUAUAACAUAAAGUGGAGAUUUUGUGAGAAA